GUUAAAAAGUGCAGAAGGCGUUGCCUUUAACAGAAGGGGGCGGGAUGCCUGCAUAAAAGAGCACUUGAAGUUGCCGUUGGCCUUGAGACGCUCUUAACGACUUUUUUUACGGUCUGAAGGCUCUUUCGUCCUUGCUCAUUUUUAAGGAAAUGGCUCCAUGCGAAAAGUGUAUCCCCAAAGAAUCCACCCCCCCAAGUAGGGUUGCUGAGGGACUGAUUAGACUGUAUAGCAUGAGAUUCUGUCCAUAUGCCCAGAGAGCCAGGCUGAUCCUUAUAGCAAAAGGCAUCAAGCAUGAGACCAUCAAUAUUAAUCUGAAGAAUAAGCCUGACUGGUUCUUUGAAAAAAAUCCAUUUGGCACAGUCCCAGUGAUAGAAUGUCCCAAUGGAAAGGUGAUCUACGAGUCUCCAAUCAUCUGCGAGUAUCUGGAUGAAGCAUUUCCAGAAAAAAAGUUGAUGCCAUCUGAUCCAUAUGAGAAAGCCAAGCAAAAGAUGCUUCUUGAACACUACUCUAAGACUGUCCCAUAUUUCUAUUCGAUUGCAGCAGCUUUACGCAAUAAAGAGGAUGCUUCUAAGCAGGAAGAGGAGUUCAAGCAGAAGCUUACCUAUUUGGAUGGGAUUCUUGAAAAGCAGAAGACCCAGUUCUUUGGAGGAGAUUCUGUCUCAAUGAUUGAUUACAUGAUAUGGCCGUGGUUUGAACGAAUUCAAGGAUUCCAGCUUCAGCACUGUUUACAACACACGUCAAACCUCAACAGCUGGGUGAGCCGCAUGAAGGAAGACCCUGCUGUAAAGGCAACUAUGAACUGUCCUGACACCUUCAAGACCUUUUAUAAUCUCUACGCACAAGGAAGCCUGGAGGCCUGUGAUUAUGGUCUCUAAGACAUGGUCUACAUUCUUCUGAAAAAAUUAAUUUUUUUAUUAACCCAGAAAUUCACUUGUAGAAUGAAAGUUCUUAAGAUUGGUCGGUUUCAUAAAUGCAAUAUAAACAGUAAA
Erpetoichthys calabaricus (reedfish) is the source of this 989-nucleotide messenger RNA. RefSeq names its product glutathione S-transferase omega 2 (gene gsto2). The record is from RefSeq and is a predicted model, not a curated record. Gene Ontology annotation, cellular component: cytoplasm. Gene Ontology annotation, biological process: glutathione metabolic process. Lineage: Eukaryota; Metazoa; Chordata; Cladistia; Polypteriformes; Polypteridae. Gene Ontology annotation, molecular function: glutathione dehydrogenase (ascorbate) activity; glutathione transferase activity. The coding region runs from base 150 to 875 and encodes 241 amino acids. The transcript has 7 exons.